Brassica oleracea var. oleracea is the source of this 801-nucleotide messenger RNA. RefSeq lists its product as uncharacterized. The record is from RefSeq and is a predicted model, not a curated record. The coding region runs from base 1 to 801 and encodes 266 amino acids. Gene Ontology annotation, molecular function: nucleic acid binding. NCBI's taxonomy places the organism in Eukaryota, Viridiplantae, Streptophyta, Magnoliopsida, Brassicales, Brassicaceae. The transcript is spliced from 2 exons.
AUGAAUGCAGACUACGAAGCUUACGCCCAGCGAUGCGACCAAUGCCAGCGACAUGCCUCGACAAUCCACUCCCCGACACAGUUGCCGCCAACGAUGACUGCUCCAUACCCUUUUAUGCGAUGGGGAAUGGACAUAAUCGGCCCUAUGUCGAGCUCUCGACAGAAGAGUAUCGUCCUAGUUUUGACAGAUUACUUCACAAAACUCAACACAGCGAGUCCGCGAUACCCGCAGAGCAACGGUCAAGCCGAGGCAUCCAACAAGAUCAUAAUCGACGGUUUAAAGAAACGCCUCAACUUGAAAAAAGGAUGUUGGGCCGAUGAACUCGACGGUGUUCUCUGGUCACAUAGAACAACUCCUCGAGGAGCAACAAAAUCAACUCCUUUCUCAAUGGCACACGGAGUCGAAGCUAUGGCCCCUGCCGAAGUGAACGUAACCUGUCUACGACGGUCAAGAAUGCCGCAUAACAUCAAACUCAACAGCGACAUGCUCUUCGACGCUCUGGACGCUAUAGAAGAGCACCGCAACCAAGCCCUGCUCCGCAUCCAGAAUUAUCAGCAUCAGAUCGAAAGCUACUACAACAAGAAGGUCAAGUCUCGACCUCUCAAACUGGGCGAUAUAGUACUGCGCAAAGUGUUCGAAAACACUAAGGAGCUGAAUGCAGGCAAACUCGGAACUAACUGGGAAGGGCCUUACAAAAUUGCUCAAGUUGUUAAACCAGGAGUCUACCGACUCGAGACGUCGACUGGCGAACCCGUUCCCAGAGCAUGGAACUCCAUGCAUCUCCGAAGAUACUACUCUUGA